AUGACAAGCUAUCUACAUGCACUCGUCGACUAUGGGCUGCAAACAGCUCAACUCCUACAGGAGGGGCAGGUCGGGUGGAUGACCGUGAACCGCAAAACGGGAGAGCAUAUUCGCGAACAGCAGCCGCUCACCAAGAAGCUCAGGCUCCUCGCGCUUUUCAACCCGCUCACGGACUGGCUCGACCGCACGCACCUCAUGCGGUGGCACCUGCACGAGCAGGCCGUGCACGAGGGCGACACCGAGUCCUCGCCCAAGUCCAGGGCGCAGAUCCGCCAGUUCGUCGAGACGUACGGGAUCAACAUGGACGACUUCGAGCCCUCCGACAUCCACGCGUACCGCUCGUUCCAGGACUUCUUCAUCCGGCGCCACAAGCCCGGGUCAAGGCCGAUCGCGGCGGAGGGCGCCGACACCGUGGCGGUCAACGCGGCGGACGCGAGGGUGGUGUGCUUCGAGUCCGUAUCGGAGACGACGAGGCUGUGGAUCAAGGGGAAGGACUUCACCAUCGGCAACCUCAUCACCGACAAUGUCGCGGCGCGGAUAUGGGACGACGGCGCCGUCGCGAGCUACCGGCUCAGCCCCCAAGACUACCACCGCUACCAUUGUCCCGUCAGCGGCACCGUCCGGUGGUGGAAGCAGAUCGACGGCGACUACUACGGCGUCGACCCCGUCGCCCUGAGGAGCGCCGUCAACGUGCUCUGCCUGAACGCGCGCUGCGCCGUGUGCGUCGACUCGCCCGAAUUUGGCGCCGUCCUCUUCGUCGCGAUCGGCGCCCAGGAGGUCGGUACGGUCAAGUUCAACGAGUCGUUCAUGACAUCCGGGUCACAGGUGAAGAAAGGCGACGAGGUCGGCAUGUUUGAGUUCGGAGGCUCCGCGAUCGUGGUCUGCUUCGAGAAAGGCAGGAUACAGUUCGACCAGGACCUCCUGGAUGUUUCGAAGAGGGAAAUCAUGAUGGACGUGGAGGUCAAUACAUCGCUUGGGAAAGCGGUCUAA
Molecule: messenger RNA, 990 nt
Organism: Fomitopsis serialis
Lineage: Eukaryota; Fungi; Basidiomycota; Agaricomycetes; Polyporales; Fomitopsidaceae
Product: putative phosphatidylserine decarboxylase
Exons: 4
Coding region: 1-990 (329 amino acids)
Biological process (GO): phospholipid biosynthetic process
Molecular function (GO): phosphatidylserine decarboxylase activity
Source: RefSeq, a predicted model, not a curated record